Messenger RNA from Prorocentrum cordatum, 1657 nucleotides. The record is from the annotation of a GenBank genome assembly. Lineage: Eukaryota; Dinophyceae; Prorocentrales; Prorocentraceae.
AUUCCCCAAAUGCUUAGAGAUCCCCCACAGGUGCGUUUUGUACUUUUAUGCUGCGCUCUAUUCCUCGUCCAUCCCAUCGCGCGUGUAAUGACCAGUUGCCAGCAGUAGCCAGUUGCCAGCAGCGACGUCGAUGCGUCUUCCCCCCCCGCCCCUGUGGCCCGUGGACCGGCGCUGCGAUUGUUGGAGUCGUUUUCUACAUGUUCUUGCGUCACAAUACCGUUCACCAUCGGCGCUGGCACAGCUUUGAGCUGGACGCCAAGGAACUUUUCAGAUUACAGGAUGCUGCCGACAAGUCAGACGUCAGUUCUGCCGACGAGCACCUCGUGAAUCUCGCAGACCGUAGGCGAACAACCGCAGCUUGGACCGAGCUCGAGCUCGAGCGCGCUCCUACAGGUGGCCUGGGGACGUCGUCGGACGACGAGCCUGCGGUCUCGCGGCAUGCCUACAUCAAGGUUCUGGGGCCGGACGAGCUAGAGCCGGAGCACGAGCACGUGAGCAGCCAUUUCUUCAUCGAAGAAGACGAGCUGGUAGACACCAUGGGAGUGAGUGGCCUGUGUCUUCUGUCGCACAGCCAAAGCCUCUACGAGAAGUGCACCGUGGUGUCGGUUGCGCUGCAGGCUUUUUUGAUGCAGUUCGUGAUCUUCUAUUUCAUGUCGAAGUACAUCGUCAGAGCGGAACAGCCGAGCGCUUGGGACAGAGCAGGGCCCGUGAAGCCGAGGAUUCUCAUGAUCGCUAUAUAUGUGCAUAUCAUGAAUGUCUUGAGAGAUGUUCCAUUCGGCUUGUCUGUCCUGGUUACUUUCCCUUGGUUGCAGCAUGGCUGGAAGAACGUUGCUUUCACCGCGCCAAUCUAUAUGAUAGAUACUGUCAUCGUCCCCUCCAUCACAGCGGUGCUGGGGUCACUAUUCUUGUGUACAUCAAAAACGUCCGCAGAAGUAGUGCUCAAUUCGUGCGCCGUGUAUUUUGUCAACGGCAUUGAUAACGCGCUUCUGAAGCUUAGCUGUGAUUUCAAGGAGUUGUCUAGGUUCCGAUCAAGGCAGGUGGUGUUCGUACCUUAUCAGCCGAAGAUGGUCAAGUGUCUUGAUUACAGUAUUGUCGUGUUUCCCAUUUUCCCAAUGUUGUGGGCAUUCUCGAUGGAAUGGAUCGGACUUGAUAUUUUGGAGCUCUACAAGUCAGGAGAGGGCGUAUGAACAUAAGUUGGUGCAUGGCAGCGCACGGAUCAUUCCCCUAGUCCGUUGUUAGAGUAGCUCCAGGGUUUUUUGAUGACUAGGGCUCGAUCGGAAGCCAUGCAUGACAGAUUCUGGGCCUCUCCGUAUCGAAUAUUGUAGGAUAUGUGGACUCAUGCGCCGUAUCCCAGAGUUCGCAAGUAUGGAUUAUUAGUUACGUUGAUGUUUCAUUCCGGCGCCCAACCCUCCAAGGGAGAUCGCGGGUAAGGAUUAAGUUUGGGCACGACGGCAAAAGGUACUGCAGUCCUUGUCUGUCAUUCCCAUCGCAUGCGAUUUAGCCAAUGGUGCCUGGUUAGGCUAUUUCUGUCAUGUUGAGAUCAUACAAUAAAACAAGUCCUCGUCCAUCCCAUCGCCGAUUAAGCUUAGGCAUGCCGCGUGACCCGUGGUCUAUGCUCAUGCAAAGAGGGGCUUCAGUCUCAGCUAAUAUUCUCCAG